UGCUGAUGUUGCUACAUGCAAAAGUGUUGCGAAGGAGUUGAGGAUGGAGUUGAAGUGAGGUGGAAGAAGUUGAGAUAGCGCGGUGGAUGGAUGGCCUGAGGAAUUCUGUCGCCUCUUUUCAUCCGUCUUUCCCUCUCUUCUCUUCCUCUUCCCCCCUCCUCUUCCCUCUUACCCUUCCCUCUUCCUCUCAUCCCUCUUCAUCUCUUCCCUUUCAUUCUCUUUGUCGACCUAUAGCCGUUUCUUCCCUGAAUUACCUGCCUGUCCAUGGAUGCCACUUCACACUGCCAAAUGAAUACCCUUCAGCCCCUUUCCUGGCAUCUUCGCCCGCGGAGAAUUCGGAACGAUUCGCCGAAGCAAAAGGCGCAGCAACUGGCAACCCAACCAGGGCUUCUCCACUCCGCAGGGUUCUGGUGAAAUGGCUUCAACGCUAGACAGCCGAUGCCCCAUGAGCUUGGCCUUUUUAGUCUUAGGUGGGCCCUCCAGGCCAACCCGAUCACACUCGAGUCCGAC
Molecule: messenger RNA, 510 nt
Organism: Aspergillus ibericus CBS 121593
Lineage: Eukaryota; Fungi; Ascomycota; Eurotiomycetes; Eurotiales; Aspergillaceae
Exons: 1
Coding region: 87-431 (114 amino acids)
Source: RefSeq, a predicted model, not a curated record